CCCCUCCCGCCGCGGCCCCGGCCCCGGCCCGCGUCCCCCGGGGCGUCCCCCCAGCACCCCCGGUGCCCCCGCCCGUGCUGCCCGGGCCCCCGCCGCCAUGAGGCGCGGCGAGCGGCGGGCGCACGGCGGCAACGUGGGCAAGGCCGCGCUGGAGGAGCAGCAGCCGCCGCCCCCCGCGCAGCCCAACGGCGGCGCCCCCGGGGCCGAGCGGGACGGUGCCGGACUCCGCCGCAGCACCGAGUCCGAGGUGUACGACGACGGCACCAACACGUUCUUCUGGAGAGCUCAUACCCUGACAGUCCUGUUCAUCCUCACGUGUGCGUUGGGCUACGUUACCCUGCUGGAAGAGACUCCCCAGGACACAGCCUACAACACAAAGAGAGGAAUCGUCGCCAGUAUUUUGGUUUUCUUGUGUUUUGGGGUGACACAAGCUAAAGAUGGACCAUUCUCAAGACCUCACCCAGCUUACUGGAGGUUUUGGCUGUGUGUCAGUGUGGUCUAUGAGCUCUUCCUCAUCUUCAUCCUCUUCCAGACGGUGCAGGACGGGCGGCAGUUCAUGAAGUACAUUGACCCUCACCUGGGGGUUCCUCUGCCUGAGAGGGACUACGGGGGCAACUGCCUCAUCUAUGACCCUGGCAAUGCAACUGACCCCUUCCACAACAUCUGGGACAAGCUGGAUGGAUUUGUUCCUGCUCACUUUUUUGGGUGGUACCUGAAGACUCUGAUGAUUCGGGACUGGUGGAUGUGCAUGAUCAUCAGUGUCAUGUUUGAGUUCCUGGAGUACAGCCUGGAGCACCAGCUCCCAAACUUCAGUGAAUGCUGGUGGGAUCACUGGAUAAUGGAUGUGAUCUUAUGUAACGGGUUAGGAAUUUACUGUGGGAUGAAGACCCUGUCCUGGCUUUCCUUGAAAACCUACAAGUGGCAAGGGCUCUGGAACAUUCCAACCUACAAGGGCAAGAUGAAGAGGAUUGUGUUCCAGUUCACCCCCUACAGCUGGGUGAAGUUCGAGUGGAAGCCGGCCUCCAGCCUGCGCAGGUGGCUCGCUGUCUGCGGCAUCAUCUUCGUGUUUUUAUUGGCAGAGCUGAACACGUUUUACCUGAAGUUUGUGCUGUGGAUGCCCCCUGAACACUACCUGGUGCUGCUACGCCUGGUGUUUUUUGUCAACGUGGGAGGAGUGGCCAUGAGGGAGAUCUACGACUUCAUGGACGACCCGAAGUUCCACAAGAAGCUGGGCCAGCAGGCCUGGCUGGUUGCUGCUAUUACUGCCACAGAGUUCCUGAUCGUGGUCAAGUAUGACCCCUACACGCUCACCCUCUCCCUGCCCUUCUACAUCACCCAGUGCUGGAUCCUGGGGAUUAUCCUGGUGCUCACCUGGACAGCCUGGCGCUUCUUCAUCCGGGACAUCACCCUGCGCUACAAGGAGAUCCGGCGGCAGAAGCAGGAGCACAGGCAGGAGCACAGGCACGACAAGGACAAAUGCCUGAGCAACGGGGACGGACACUCAGCCCUGCUGGAGGAGCCCGACGGGAGCAAGCUGCGGGAGAGGAAGCUCUGAGCACGGACACGGGGCUGACAGGAACUCGUGGUGCCCUGGUGCACAGCCCCAACCUUAUCCUACCUAACUCCUCAUUGUCCUUGUUAGCGUUCCAGCGUGUGGGAAUCCUCACGGGGAGGAUGGCCCUGGCACAGCCCCCUCUCUCCUCGUGUCACCAGGGCAGGGCCAGAGGAGGUGUGUGUGUGGGGGAGGUCAGUGCUGAGCCUGCACACGGGGCAGGGCCUCCCCCCGGUGCUGUGUGCCUGCCUGGGAUCCAGCUGUGCAGAUGGGGCUGGGAGCACGGCACACAGGGAUCUGCUGCUCCAUUCCCAGGGAACCCAGAGCUCCGUGGGGCCUUUGGGCAUUAGCAACACUUGUUUUGGAGUGUACAGAGACCAGGCACGGGAAAUGAAUUCUGUUCUUCCUGCUGGAACUCCCUGGAGCUGCGGAGGAGGAGUGGGUGACCACGGGUACACGGGGACGUGUGGCCAAGCUGCGUUCCUUGCACAGGAUGUGCCACACUGCGCUGCUGCUCCAGCCCCUCCACGGGGCAUCCCUCUGACUCCCAACGCCCUGGAGCAGCCUGCAGCCCGUGGGUGGUGUGUCCCAGCUCUGGGGAGACUGACAACUUCUCCUUAGCUCUUAUUUUUAAUUUCUCUUUUAGUCUCGGUCAUCUCUUAAAUGUAAGGGAAGGUGAAGUGAGAAAGGCCAACCUGCCUUUGCUCUGCGGAGUAAAAUGUGUCACAAGCAGAAA
Zonotrichia leucophrys gambelii is the source of this 2288-nucleotide messenger RNA. It is a transcript of the gene PTDSS2, whose product is annotated as phosphatidylserine synthase 2. Bases 98 to 1555 code for a protein of 485 amino acids. Gene Ontology annotation, biological process: phosphatidylserine biosynthetic process. Gene Ontology annotation, molecular function: L-serine-phosphatidylethanolamine phosphatidyltransferase activity. NCBI's taxonomy places the organism in Eukaryota, Metazoa, Chordata, Aves, Passeriformes, Passerellidae. The record is from RefSeq and is a predicted model, not a curated record. The transcript is spliced from 12 exons.